Messenger RNA from Symsagittifera roscoffensis, 1592 nucleotides. RefSeq lists its product as uncharacterized. The transcript is spliced from 2 exons. NCBI's taxonomy places the organism in Eukaryota, Metazoa, Xenacoelomorpha, Acoela, Convolutidae. Bases 208 to 864 code for a protein of 218 amino acids. The record is from RefSeq and is a predicted model, not a curated record.
UUCUUCUUCGAGAUCGUGAAAAUUAGUUCUACUCAGAAGUUUUGUGACUUACUUUCGUGGUUUUUCGACGUCAUAGGCGAAAAUGUUCGAUGCAUAAUUGCGAAUAAAGUUUCUGAACUCGUCUAUGAAAGCUGCAAAACCAAUUCAGUUGAAAAUAUUCAAUGGGCCCUGAAUUUUUCCAAGAAAGUUGGAACUUUAGAAGAACAAAUGGGGAAAAUUUACUCAGACGACAACACCUUGUUGACAUUGAUAUGUCGCAAAAAGGACGCGGAUUCGAAAGCAUUGGAAAUCCUAUUGCAUGCAGGGUUUCCAGAAGAAUUCCUUCUUUACAAAGUUGAAGGCAAGAAUGCUUUGGCGUGGGCUAAGGAAUCGGGAAACUUGAAAAUUGAACAAGCGCUUCUCGGAACCGACGAGAGAAAACGCAUUUUUGAAAAGCCAGAGAAAGAACAAGAAAACAGAGACGAGCUGAUUCAACUGGAGCGCGAACUGGCAAGCAAAUCUCCCGACUUCAAACAACUGGUCACGGAAAUUGAACAAUUGCAGAAAGACACUCCUAACUGCUGGACCGACUCACUGAGCUCAAAAUCCACCUCUUUACUUGAGCUGCUAAUUGAUAUCCAACAACAACUGAAAAUCAGAAAAUUGAUUUCUGAACAACCUAAAGAGAUUUCAGAUACAAUCCUGGCUUCAUUCGCGCGAUUGCAGAAACUUCACGGGUUUCUGAGAGUGAAAGCAAAAACUUCGAAAGGACAGCAAAAAUUGGGCGAGUUGAAAUUAACAGAGGGCGAAGAAAAACACUUCGCAAAAGUACUGGAAAGCGUGGAAAACGACAUUAUGAGGUUGAAAAAAGAUCUCGGGCAAUAGAAACUUCAGCUUAGAGAAAUGAAAAAGAUAAAUAUCUAUAAAUUACAAUGAUAUAUUGAGGAUUCGUAGGUAAAUUUGUUGGCUCUUCUACCGUUCCCCCUCUUGCAAAAUUCUGUAUUUUAAAUUUUUGCUGCUUGUCCAGUUCUCAUUAUUCUAUUAAAACCCCUCUUGUUAUGUGUACAACUUUCAGAAAUUAUUGGUUACAUAGUACAUUUGAUAUUUGUAUCUCGUGGUUGGGGCGGGGGAGGUGAAAGCAAAAUCGCCUAUUAAACUCCCAGGACAUUUUACAUUAUGUCGAUUUAAGCAAUAUAUUAUUUGAGCCAAAAAAGCUAAAAAGCUUAUAUUGAUUUCAGUAUAAGGCUCAAAGAUGUAUGAAAAAAAAUUCAUAGAAAAAAAUGUCCUGAAUCAGAAUUCUUACUAAAAUUCAAUCGUUCGCAUUUAUUUUGUAUUGUACGUUAUUAAAAUUUUGUGUUUCCACAAAAGUCUGAAUAACUUGAUUAUUAUAACCAGAUAAUCCUACAUAGGAUUAUUAAUUAUUUCAUCAAACCAUUUAAUUGAUUAAAUCAUUCUUUGCAGCAAUUUUUAAUUUGUCAUUUAAUUUGUUGAAGAGAAAACUAGAGGAAAGGGCAUCCAUAAACCACAGCUUAAAUUAACAAUAAAUUAUUCGUUGAUUAGAAGUCAGUGUCAUGGUAAAAGUGCUUUUUGAAAUCCCAGGACAAUUUACAUUA